AUGCAAAUGCAAUACGAGUUGGCUCCACCGCAGAUGGCUAUGAGCACUGGAAACUACGCUCAGACCCUCUACGUUCCGAACAGCAAUAGGAUAAAGUCUGAAGGCACCGGCUCGGAUCGCGGCGCUUCUCCUCACAUUUCCGACCACUCGAGAUAUUCUUCGCAGACACCGCAAAACGCAGCACCGACUUUCCAGCAAAUCGCCGCUCUGUCGAACUUCCCAUCCCAGAUCCCACAUCAGCAGCAGCAGAACGGCAUGUCUGUCCUCCAGCAUGCAUAUCAGCCGACACCGGUUCAAGAGCAGUACCAUCAGCAACAGCAGCAGCAGCAACAACAGCAGCAGCAUUACCAGCCCGCUGGCUCAAUGGGCUCCGCACCUCCCGACGAAGGUGGCAGGGCAAGCACUGGUAGCACCGGUUUGCCAAAGGCGUUUGCAUGUUCGACUUGUAGCAAAGGGUUCGCCAGGAGGAGUGAUCUAGCGCGUCAUGAGCGUAUCCAUAGCGGCGUCCGACCGCACGUUUGCGAACACCCUGGCUGCGGCAAACAGUUCAUUCAACGUUCCGCUCUGACGGUUCACUCACGCGUUCACACGGGCGAGAAGCCGCACAUGUGCGAGCGAUGUGGCAAGCCCUUCUCCGACUCUAGUUCGCUGGCUCGCCACCGACGCAUCCACUCCGGAAAGAGGCCCUACAAGUGCCCGUAUGCAGACUGUCAAAAAACCUUCACCCGUCGCACGACACUCACCCGUCACCAAAAUCAUCACACCGGCACGAUCGAGGAGUCUGAGGCUGCCACCGCCGCUGCUCUCGCCUCGCGGGCUUCUGUACACAAUCAGCGCUCCAGAGGCUCGGACGAGGAGAACGAUUUCUCAGGAGACAACAAGUCCCCCAUGCCCCAACAGCCUGAUCGACAAGCUUCAGCGUCGCCUGCCACGGGCAUGAAUGGCGCGCCAAUGCAGCAGAGGCAAUCGUCCGACUAUUAUAUGAGCGCCAUGAACGCGGCCGCGAUGGUUCCAGCACACAUGCGCAACGGAUUGCAGCCGUCUCCACGCCCCCAGUCUCCUGCUCACACACAGUACCCUAUGGCGUCAAAUGGUUCCCAGGGACGACCAUCCCUCACCUCUAACCCUUCGUCUGGCUACAACCCGCCGCACAUCCUCGAACCACCUACUGCCAACGGCCAGCAGCAAGGCGCGAGCGGCCACAACAGCCCACACAUGAACGCUGCGCUUGGCUGGCAAUCUCCACACAAUGGUAUUGCACCCCCUCAAACCACCGAAUACACGUACCCCGCGGACGUCAACAAUGGCGGAUACACCACUGCCCCCAUGUAUUACCAGCAAGCCGCGGUGCAGCGGCCGCACAGUACUGGUCCGCUUGAUCACUACAACCCGAUGCGUGGUCAGGAGAUGUGGGCACAGCAGCAGCAAUAG
Ramularia collo-cygni is the source of this 1431-nucleotide messenger RNA. RefSeq names its product related to protein glass. The coding region runs from base 1 to 1431 and encodes 476 amino acids. The transcript is spliced from 3 exons. Gene Ontology annotation, molecular function: RNA polymerase II cis-regulatory region sequence-specific DNA binding; DNA-binding transcription factor activity, RNA polymerase II-specific. The record is from RefSeq and is a predicted model, not a curated record. Lineage: Eukaryota; Fungi; Ascomycota; Dothideomycetes; Mycosphaerellales; Mycosphaerellaceae. Gene Ontology annotation, biological process: regulation of transcription by RNA polymerase II. Gene Ontology annotation, cellular component: PcG protein complex; transcription regulator complex.